ACCGAUGUACUUAGCAUUGACGUUUGUGUUAGCACUAGAUAUAUUGCUCGAACGAAUUCUUCAGAAAAUAUUCAAAUACCACAAGUUCGUUCCUAUUCUGUAAAACUGAUCAUAUUCUUUCCGUGUAAACUCAGGGAUUUUCUAAACUUUAUAAUUUUCAGGUUCAUUCAGGAUUUCGAACCAGUGAAAUUGCUUGGGCAUGGGGGAUUUGGUGUAGUGUUUGAAGCAAGAAAUCGUCUCGAUGAAUGCCCGUAUGCUGUUAAGCGAAUUGCCGUAGCGAAUAGUGAACGUGCCAUCCAAUUGGUUUUGCGUGAGGUGCGAGCAAUGGCCAAACUCGACCAUCCAGGAAUAAUCCGGUACUACCAUACAUGGAUUGAAAGGCCUCCUCGUGGAUGGCAGGUAAAAAUUGAGGAUUUACAAGAAAUGGCGUUUAUUUGUGUGCUAACGAAUAAAAUGAAAGUAUGGAUGGUACAGAUGUGUAGUGCGGUUAGUUAUAUUCAUCGACAGGGACUUAUACAUCGUGACAUUAAACCGCAAAACAUUUUCUUCGCAUCUGACCAUGCACUGAAAGUCGGAGAUUUGGGUUUAGUAACGAGAUAUAUACCUACCGAAGAUCCACCAGCCGAGAAAAGUUCAUCUGGAUUUAUGGUUCAUACCGACAAUGUUGGUACGAGAGGAUAUAUGAGUCCAGAGCAGGUUUGUCGAUUUUGGUUUGAACUUGAGAGCAAGCCGUAUACUUUCAAAGUGGAUGUAUUUUCUCUUGGUCUUAUUUUCUGUGAGCUUGUGAUACCGUUUCAAACACUAAUGGAGCGGUGCGCUACUCUUCGCAGUCUACAGCAAGGAAAGAUUCCAGACGCUCUUAAUUUAAUGCCUAGUGAGGUAGGGAUUGUGGAACCAGAAUGCCGGCCAACUUGUGACGAAAUUUUGGACUCGGACUACUUAACUCAAGUGGAAAGCCAAACAGUGGACGGUAACCGUGCAAAUGUCACGAGUCGUCGCAGUAAAAGCCGGACAACUUCUUCGAAUAUUUCUUUUUCAUUAGAUUCGCAAUUCAGUGUAAUUGUACAUAUAUUGUUUUACAGAAUAUAUUGGGAACAAUGCCUGGGUUACUAA
Angiostrongylus costaricensis is the source of this 1113-nucleotide messenger RNA. The record is from the annotation of a GenBank genome assembly. NCBI's taxonomy places the organism in Eukaryota, Metazoa, Nematoda, Chromadorea, Rhabditida, Metastrongylidae.